GCUAUGAAAGUCCUCUCCAAAAAGAAGCUUUUGAAGCAGUAUGGAUUUCCACGUCGGCCUCCUCCUAGAGGGUCAAAAGCAUCUUCCGGAGAGCAGCCCAAACCCAUGGCACCGCUGGACAGAGUCUAUCAGGAAAUAGCCAUCUUAAAGAAGCUGGACCAUGUCAACAUCGUUAAGCUGAUAGAGGUCCUCGAUGAUCCUGCAGAGGACAACUUGUACAUGGUGUUUGACCUCCUGAGGAAAGGGCCUGUCAUGGAGGUACCAAGCGAGCAGCCCUUCAGUGAGGAGCAGGCUCGGCUCUACUUCCGAGACAUCGUCUUGGGCAUUGAAUACUUGCACUACCAGAAGAUCAUUCACCGGGACAUCAAGCCUUCCAACUUGCUCUUAGGAGAUGAUGGGCAUGUCAAAAUUGCCGAUUUUGGAGUCAGCAAUCAGUUUGAAGGGAACGAUGCCCAGCUUUCCAGCACGGCAGGGACACCAGCCUUCAUGGCACCAGAGGCCAUUUCAGACACUGGCAAAAGUUUCAGUGGAAAGGCGCUUGACGUCUGGGCCAUGGGGAUCACCCUGUACUGCUUUGUUUACGGGAAGUGCCCUUUUAUAGAUGAAUAUAUUCUGGGUCUUCAUAACAGGAUCAAGAACAAGCCUGUAGAGUUCCCAGAAGAAGCACAGAGGAGUGAAGAGCUCAAGGAACUGAUCCUACGCAUGCUUGAUAAAAAUCCAGAAACAAGGAUAACAGUCCCUGAAAUUAAGGUGCACCCCUGGCUGACAAAGGGCGGCGAGGAGCCCCUGCCACUGGAGGAGGAGCACUGCACUGUGGUGGAGGUGACGGAGGAGGAGGUGAAGAACUCGGUGAAGACGAUUCCGAGUUUACCAGCUGUGAUCCUAGUGAAGGCCAUGCUGAGAAAACGCUCCUUUGGAAACCCGUUCGAGGUUCAGACCAGGCGAGAGGAGAGGUCCAUGUCUGCUCCAGGGAACUUGCUGAUAAAACAAGGGAGCAGAGAAGGAAGCCGGGACCCGGAGCUGCCCGACGUGUGCGAAGAUGAAGCUACAUCCUGAAGCUGCCCGGCUGGUCGCUCCUGUGCUGCUGCUGUCGUACCCAUCGUGG
This is a messenger RNA of Apaloderma vittatum (bar-tailed trogon), 1105 nucleotides long. It is a transcript of the gene CAMKK1, whose product is annotated as calcium/calmodulin-dependent protein kinase kinase 1, alpha. The record is from RefSeq and is a predicted model, not a curated record. NCBI's taxonomy places the organism in Eukaryota, Metazoa, Chordata, Aves, Trogoniformes, Trogonidae. The transcript has 12 exons. Gene Ontology annotation, molecular function: protein kinase activity; ATP binding. Gene Ontology annotation, biological process: protein phosphorylation; CAMKK-AMPK signaling cascade; activation of protein kinase activity. The annotation marks the transcript as partial.